Molecule: messenger RNA, 435 nt
Organism: Drosophila bipectinata
Lineage: Eukaryota; Metazoa; Arthropoda; Insecta; Diptera; Drosophilidae
Product: trypsin delta-like
Biological process (GO): proteolysis
Molecular function (GO): serine-type endopeptidase activity
Source: RefSeq, a predicted model, not a curated record
AUGUUUACCCAAGUACUUGUUUUAUUAUCCUUUGCCAGUUUUUUGGCCGCAACUCCUGGUGCUCAGCGAAUCAUUGGCGGGGAGGACAUUUCAAUUGAGAAGGUGCCCAGGCAAGUGUCCUUACAACUCGGAGGGAAGCACAUAUGCGGUGGUUCAAUUUAUAAUGAAUCCUACAUUAUAACGGCUGCCCACUGUGUUGAGUAUCCAGCGGAGUAUUAUAUGGUUCGUGCAGGAUCCUCCAAGCAUAACAGUGGGGGUGUCCUUGUUCAAGUGGCGGGAAUCAAAUAUCAUGAGAACUUCAUCAGAUGGAGUACAGAAAAUGAUGUCGCUGUAAUUCGAUUGGAAGCCCCAUUGCCCAUAGGGGACAACAUCAAACCUAUACGACUGGCAGAAGAAGAUCCUUUUGAGGGAUCUCCAGCUUUAAACACCGGCUGA